Danaus chrysippus (African queen) is the source of this 4416-nucleotide messenger RNA. Lineage: Eukaryota; Metazoa; Arthropoda; Insecta; Lepidoptera; Nymphalidae. The record is from the annotation of a GenBank genome assembly.
AUGGACAAGCGUGCAGUGAGCGGCCGGGGCGAACCCGUCCCGAGCAUCCUCAAGAAAUCAAAUAAACAUCGUUCCGGAGACCUCGUUGAUAAGAGCUCGAAAAUAAAACGAGAGAAUAAGAGAGGUGAUGUGAACAUCCCUCUACCUCAAGGUUGCACUCCACUCAUGUACGCUUGCCAACAGGCAAACUACAAGUCUGUUAUUGAAAUCCUUAACAAAGACCCAUCAUCAGUGCGCAUUAGAGACCGAGGUCUACGCUGCGCUCUGCACUACUGUGCUUCGAGCGGUGCUGGUGUGAGCCAGGCUUCUCGAGCGGCUUGUGCUGACAGGGUGCUCAUGGCAGCCAGCCACUUGGCUGACGCACGUGACGCCGAUGGCCUGACACCCCUACAUCUUGCAGUGGUUCACGGAAACGUACCACUGGUGCAGACUUUGCUCGCUGCUGGAGCUGAUGUCAACGCUAAAGACAAUGAACAGCAUACAGUCGUUCACUGGGCAACAGUCUGUGGGGAGGUCGGCGCUCUGAGAGCCGUGUUAGUAUCAGGAGCUGAUGCCGCUACGCCUGACCAGCACGGAGGGUAUCCUCUACACUACGCUGCUCAAAUGUGUGGAGCCCCGGCCGCUACUGAUCAUCAGGGCAGAGGAGCGGCGUUGGAGGUACUUCGUGCACUAGUAAGGGAAGGCGGCGCUCGGGUCGAUGUCCGUGAUGCUGAUGGGAGAACACCUCUACUGUGGGCCGCGUCAGCUGGCUCGGCCGCGGCAGUACUAGCUUUGCAUCAGGCAGGAGCGAGUGUAGAUGAUGCUGAUAGAGAUGGCCUGACAGCUUUACACUGCGCUGCGGCAAGAGGACAUACCGAGGCACUUGAGACUUUGGUUGGACUGUGCGGUGCUAGGGUUGACGUCGCUGACUCACACGGCUGCACACCGUUACAUUACGCAGCAGCUCUUGGUCAUGCUGAUGCAACCUCAGCCCUACUAGUUCAUGGCGCGGACGCACAUCGACAGGACCGUAGAGGAAGGAGUCCAGCUCAUACCGCUGCAGCCAAAGGGCAAAUAGAAACAGUUCGCAUACUAGGAGCAAGAGGAACUAAUUUAUGGUUAAGAAAUUCUAAGGGAGAUCUACCAUUACACGAGGCUGUUGCCUCGGGUCGGAGGGAAUUAGUGAAAUGGCUUUUAGAUGGUAGACCAUCACAAGUGAAUGCUACAAACCAUGAAGGUCGAACCCCUUUACAUAUAGCAGCAGCAACUGAUAAUGCCGACUUGUGUCGUCUACUUAUGGAUCGUGGAGCUGAGGUAAACCCUGUCGCUAAGUCAUCUAAGAAUGAACCCCUGACUCCUUUAGACUGUGCUAUAAGUAGAGGUCAUCGAGCUACUGCCAAAUACCUACAAAUGCACGGUGGGUUACCAGCUACCAAACUUUCAAAUACUCAAAUUAUAAUAGAUGGUUCCUCUAUCACAGCUUUACCAACAAGAAAAGUAACAAGUACAAAGAUUGAUGUUAGAGAUCGAAUUUUUAUAGAAAAACGUGAAGUUGUAGAACUCUCAAGUCCGAUAACUAAUAGAAAGAAAGUAACAACUCAAAGCGAUUCAGAUUUCGAUAAGAGUUCAUCUUCAGAGGAACGUAAAGUAAAAAGAAGAACUAGAAAUAAAUAUACGGAUAGUUAUGCGAAGCGUAGAAAGAGGUUAUCAGAAAAACAGAAAAGUUUUAGUGAUGGCUGUGACAGUGAAUUUGAAGAAACUAAGAAACGCGAUCACUAUAAGCAUACUAUAGUAAAACCAAAGGAAAGUAAAAGUAGAUCAAAAAGCGAACCCUCUAGAAAAAGUAAAAGUAGUAAGAGUCGUGAACGUUAUCAUAGAUCUACCUCACAAAGUUCAUCUGAAAGCUAUUCCGCUAGAAGGAGAAGUAAAAGGCAUCGAAAAAGAAAUAGAAGAAAAACUACGUCAUCAUCAGAAAGCUCUACAUCAGAAACUAGUAGGCGACGAAGUUCGAGGCAUAGAGAAAAAAAGACAUCUAUUCAUAUUGAAAACGACGAAAGGAAGCAAAGUGUUAACAUAAUUAAAUACAAAAACAUAGAUGAUUCUCAGGAAAAAGAUAAAACAGUUGAAAGUGCUUCAGCAAUAUUGUCGUCACAAAGAACAAAGAGCGAAGAAGAAUCACCAAAAAGUAGAGAAAUAUCUAAAAAAAAAGCUUACAGUGAAACAGAAACUGAUACCGUGUCUGUUAAAACGAAUAUGGUAAUAACAGAAGCCCAAAUCCAUAUGGAACGUGAAUCUAGUCAGCAUGGCAGUGCAGAAAUGACGGUCACUAUGGAUUCACAAAAUAACGUUUCUAUUGAGACAAGUAACUUAUCAGUUACUCACAAGGAUAAGAAUGAAGACGAGGAAAAAACAUCCGAACCACAAGUUCCAACAGAGGAGGUAACUGAAGUAGAUAAACCUAUCGAUGAGAGCAAUGAAUCAAAAGACGAAAACAAAGUAGCUAUCGAGAGUUCUGUAGAAGAUGCUAAAAGUAUGCAAUGUAUAACAACAGUGGGCGAUUCAAAAGAAAGUGAAACUAAAAAUAACAUAUCUGAUAAGGAUACUCAAGAGACUUCAGAGGAACUGAAAAUAAAGUCUCCAUCUGAGGAUAAUGAAAUACCUGAAAAGGAAACUUCUCCCACCGAUAAAGAAAUUAAAAGCAUUGAUAAAUCUCAAGACGAUAGUGUGACAAAUAGUCAAAAACAAUCUUUUCAGGUUUUGUCUGGUCCCAAGGACACCACAUCGGAGGAAGGCGUUUUAAAAUCAUCGGGAGAAAAAGAGUCAACAACAAAAGAAGAUAGAGAACCGCCUCCUAAAGUUUCUUCUGCAGUGUCAUUUUCAGAAAAAGAUGAAAUUUUUAAGAUCAACGAUAUUGAAACAACAGCAGAUCAAUCAGACAAUACAGAAACUUCCAAUAAGAUUAUAGACGUCGACUUAACAAAAACACCCCAAGAAAGCAAAAGUGUCUCUGAAGAAAAACAAGAAUUGCAGACAGAGGCUAGAAUUGAGGCCGCUGAGUUACAUACGGCCGCAGAUAAAGGUAUAAUUAAAAUUUUACCGGAUGAUUCAACUAUGGAGGAUGUGGAAAAUGAAAAUUUAGAACCUGAUAAGUUUGUUGACUAUCAAGACUCGUCUGUGACACCUAUUUCGCCCAGGCGGAUCUCGAAAUCAGUAAAAGAUAGUCAAAGUAGUAGCAGAAAGAGUAGCAUCUAUGAAACUGAAAGUUACAAGGUUCUGUCAGAAACUGUCGAACCUGAUGAAGUUAGUACAGGUAUUUUAAAGAAAUCAAGUUUUAUUGAUGAUGAAAAUAUAGAAGGCGAUACACUUGAUAACACAUUGAGAAGAGAUAAUUCUUUUAGUAGAAUUCCAAGCGUCAGUGACAAUGAGAUUUAUUACAGCCACUCAGAAGUCAAUGGUCGAAGAAAACGAUUUCGAAAAAAAGGAAAAAUUAAAAGUCGAUUGUCCUUAAGAUCAAAAAGUGAAAAUUCUGAGAGAGAUUACGAGUCCAGUGGUUUCAUGGACUCCGGUUUUGAACCUAGCCCGCGUUUAGUUCAAAGACGCAUUAUGAGUCCUCGGCUACAAGCUUACUAUCAACAACGAAGAAGUGCUAAGUUGACGGGAAAAGUAGAUAGUAAAAUACCGGUGAGAAAACCUGGAGAUAAAAAGGCUGUCGAUAUGAGAUCUGUGACGCAGCGGUUGCAAACAAAUAUGAGAAGAUAUUACUGUGAAAGAAAAAUAUUUCAGCAUUUAUUAGAGUUAAAGCGACUGCAAAUAAGAACAAGCAAAGCAAACGAAGCUGUCUUAGUUAAAAGGACAAUUGACGAAUACAAUAAGUCUAGUCUGGCUACAGUCGGCUUAGGUCCAUAUAACAGCACAGACUACUCAUUUAGUACUUUUGAAAAGUUUUUAUAUGAGAGCUUGAGAAAAUUACAAAAGAGUGGCAAAAAACAUCUCGACAAUUUGCCUGAAAGACCCAUUGAUUUUGAUUAUGGUGAGAGCGAGUUAUAUAAAAUGACCGGCAUACCUGAUAAUCCUUGCUUAUGUACAAGCAAGACACAUCGAUGUUUCCACGCUGUACAUGCAUACACCGGGAUACCGUGUUCUGCUUACAUUCCUUAUAAAUGGAAUCAUCAUACGAUGCCGAAACUUGCUACCGCAGUACCAAAGACGAGAUCCAAGGGAUUUUUACCAAAAAUAAAUUCGAAGCCACCAUCUGGUAAAGCUCACGUUACACUUGAAGUCUCCCAUGGAACUGAAAGGCAGCUAAUUGCAUUACCUGCUGAGAAACUUGAUAAAAACAAAAGAUAUUAUGUAACUUUUACGGUAAAAGGUUCUGAACCACCGUCUGAUAAUGAUAAUCCUUCACCAAAAACAUCUAAAACGCCAAAAAGUGGCUGA